GUUUAGAAUAAGUGCGCCUCUAGAUCAUUGAUGGCUGGCUGCUACGCUUUAUGUUUUCGAAACUAAAACAACUUAGGACGGAUACAAAGCCAGUAAGCCGUUCAUAACUAAUUCUUUCGGCUUCAAAAUUUGAUUUCAGCCAACUGUAUUAUCUCACUUUCUGACUUCCAAAAAUUUGAAAAUAAAAGUUUGGUGUUGACUGACACCCUCUUAAUUAUUUCGCUGAAGAUUAGAGGCAAUGUGUAUUGAAUAUUCAACAGCUUUUUAAUUCGCUAAAGGGUCCACGUUUCGUAAGCACAAAAUUUAGACAACACCGUUACGGUCGAGUUUAACAUGAUGAAGUUUGUUAAGCCGAAAGAAGAUAAUUACAGUUUCCAUGAUGUAAUGGAUGGAUUGAAGCACCUCUAUGACAAACGCCUGAAACCUCUCGAGGUCACUUAUCUGUUUCCACAGUUCCAUUCCCCAACUAUUGAUACUGGAGAGUUUAGUUCUAAACCAAUGCUUCUUCUCUUGGGACAGUAUUCGACAGGAAAAACUACUUUCAUAAAAUAUCUUUUGGGAUCUUCAUUCCCCGGAAUGCACAUUGGCCCCGAACCCACAACUGACCGAUUCAGCGUCGUAAUGAGUGGUGAUGAAGGCAUUAUACCUGGAAACGCUCUUGUUGUCGAUGCGCAGAAACCUUUCCGUCCUUUAUCGAAAUUCGGAAAUAAUUUUCUAAACCGUUUUCAGUGCUGUCAGCUUCAAAACUCAGUUCUAGACAGUAUAAUUAUUAUUGACACUCCUGGAAUACUGAGUGGUGAAAAACAAAGGUUGGAUCGUGGUUAUGACUUCACAGCUGUUGUUCAGUGGUUUGCAGAGCAUGUUGACAGAAUUAUUCUCCUGUUCGAUGCUCACAAGCUUGACAUAUCAGAUGAGUUUCGGAGAGUUAUAGAGUCGAUUAGGGGUUUCGACGACAAAAUUCGUAUUGUGCUGAAUAAGGCUGAUAUGAUUGAUCCUCAGCAAUUAAUGCGUGUAUAUGGAGCGUUAAUGUGGGGUCUGGGUAAAGUGUUGGGAACUCCAGAGGUGGUGAGAGUGUUUAUCGGCUCAUUUUGGGACCAACCACUGCAAUGUGACGCCAACCGUCGCUUGUUUGAGUUAGAAUCUCAGGAUCUUUUCAAAGACCUUCGAAGUUUACCAUCUAAUGCAGCGAUGAGAAAACUAAAUGAUAUAAUUAGACGAGCAAGGCUAGCCAAGGUACAUGCCUACAUAAUUGGCUAUCUCAAAAAGGAAAUGCCUUCACUUGUAGGCAAAAACAAAAAGAAACAAGAACUUAUCAAAAACCUUCAACAGAUUUACGAUUCUAUUUCACGUUUGCAUCAUAUUUCACCCGGUGAUUUUCCGAAUAUUACUCAUAUGCAAAGUUUACUAAGCGAACAUGACUUUUCAUCUUUCCCAGCCCUAAAGGAAAGGCUAGUUGAAAAUGUUGAUGUAAUGCUGAGUCAGGAAAUUCCUAAAUUAAUGCAGAUGCUGCCCAACGAACAAUCUGAAAGUGCUCAACAGGGCAAAAAUUCAGUUAAAGGUGGAGCAUUCGAUGGUGGUAUAGGUGACAGCCCAUUCACGUUAGAAGCUGAUCUGGAUAUUAAUCGUGGACGUUAUGAUACUCAAUGGGUUGCUGAAAAAUAUCGAGAAAAAUGGGCUAAAGAAUUCGAAGAUUUUAAACCAGUUGAUGGUCGUCUUGCCGGUGGAGCAUUAAAAGCUCAUUUGUUACAAUCACGGUUACCCAAUUUCACAUUACAUCGUAUAUGGAAACUUUCAGAUAUAGAUAUGGAUGGUCAUUUAGAUGUUGAUGAGUUUGUACUUGCUAAGUACUUGAUAGAUUUAGCCUCAAAAGGUAAUGAGAUACCAGAUCGUUUACCGGAGCAUUUAAUUCCACCUAGUAAACGAAAUCUGAAUGCACCAUCUACAAACGGUGAAAUUGAAUGUCCUCAACCAAAAUAUUAAAGUGUAUGGUGACUACUGUGCAUCGUUAGUGAUAUUUUAGUAAAUGAAAUUUCAUCUGGCGUGCAUUAAAAAAGAAAAGUCAGCAUUGAAUUGAAUCACAAAUCACAAGUGUACAGGUCCUGUUCCAUCCAUCCACAUUCCUAUUUUUAACAGAGUAAAGAUACUUUCUAUAAAUAAUAAUAAUGUAAUAAUGUGUAUACAUUUAGAAAACAAAUUCUACGUCUGUGAUAUCACUCUUAUCGGUUCGAAUACACACUCAAGCACUCAAUGCUUUGAUUUUCCCCUGCACAAACUGUGGUCAAUUAAACUCACGGAUUCGUUCGUGUAUUUAGUGAAUUGUUUUCAAGUGAAAAUAGUAUGUACACAACUGCCGAGCAAUCGAAAUUCCCCCGUUUCAGUCUAUUAGAUGACAAUUGUAGUUAAUGGACUUAUUUAUGAUGAAAUAACACCAGCCCGAUUUUGUGCCUAUUAUUGUUAUUAUUAUUAUUUCAUUAUAUAUAUAUUUUUUAAAUCUUUGUAUUUGACUUUCGUGCUCUGUUUCGAGUGGAAUAUACAGCUCCACACUUGAGCCUUGAAGUUGUAGUAGCAGUGGCGUCGUUUCUACUGGGUGGGGGUUGCCAGCCUCGUGCCAAACCUUUCUUCUUUUCCGAGUUCAUUGCCGCUUAAGUGAGGUUCAGCCGGGAAUCGAACCCGGACCUAUGCACUGCCAUAUAACUAAUAGAUGACAGAAAAUAGCUAAUUUUAUGCUAAUACAUAAUUAAAAUCCACUAACUACAUUGUUCCGGUCUUAUGAUUGACUGAAAUUAACUUUGUAAGAUAUUGGAAGUAACAUACAAAGUAUUAAAGCCUUUGAUAAUUAUAACUGACACUACUUAUGUCAGCGAAUGAAAUGUACAAUAAUAAUUAUUUAUCGUGUGUAAUUUCCUUUUUGUCUAGAAAUGCUAAUGUUAAGAGUUUUGAUAUAAUAAACACUGAGAUUAACUGAAAAUAUUAUGAGGAUUACAUGGGUGUAGUCGAAUUAAGUUGUAAACAAUUUGUCUGACCAAACCAAAACGUAAUAAUUUAACUUCAACCUUGUCAACUGACCAAUUCGGUAUUAUAUAGGUUUAUUGGCAAAGUUAAACUUUCAUAGCCAAAGUCGCAAUGACCUUGAACAACCAAUCAGAAUUCAGACACAAGAAAGUCACAUAAUCGUUGAAAAAUGCACCAGAAAACAUUGCAAACAUGAUAUAAAACACCAUAUAAUUGUGGUGUAUGAGUUGUAAGCAUGUCUCUCAGUUACUACACAGAUGAUCUAUAGAGAAAUCACCC
Molecule: messenger RNA, 3291 nt
Organism: Trichobilharzia szidati
Lineage: Eukaryota; Metazoa; Platyhelminthes; Trematoda; Strigeidida; Schistosomatidae
Source: the annotation of a GenBank genome assembly